Messenger RNA from Aspergillus aculeatinus CBS 121060, 747 nucleotides. RefSeq lists its product as uncharacterized. Bases 54 to 713 code for a protein of 219 amino acids. The record is from RefSeq and is a predicted model, not a curated record. NCBI's taxonomy places the organism in Eukaryota, Fungi, Ascomycota, Eurotiomycetes, Eurotiales, Aspergillaceae. The transcript is spliced from 2 exons.
ACACAGGCUGGAAAGCUCAAGAAAUAGGUACUGAGAUAACUCAUCACGCAGCUAUGUCUAUCGAGCGUGAGCCAGGGGGGAUUUCCAGCUCAAGAAGCACAUCACCGUCCGUGACAUCGGAAGAGACUCCUUCGAGAGAGCAUCAUACCCAAUCGAGCUCUCAGGAGAGUCUAAGCGCCGAGGCUGUCAGCAUUUCCCCCUGUUCCCUCCAAAGGACUCCUAGAAACACGAUAGUCGAUACCAAUGGAAGUCCCCGCCUCCUUUCAGAGAAAUACAAGGAACAUUACAAGACACAGACACUUGUUCUAGGGGAUGUGGCAUCCUUGCCUGAGUCCUACAGAGGCCAUACGGCCGGGGAAGGGCCAGCUUCCUUUGCUAACCGGCUGAAAUUAUGCGCAGCAAGAGAUAACCGGCCGGAAAUAUCCGGACCUAUCCAGAAUACUGCCGUGCAGAAAAUGCUGCUGGAGACUAGCGAGUCUCUAAACCGCCACAUCGAGAGCGAGAACACUACUAUAAGCGAGGUGUUUGAGUCAUUCCGGAAGAACUGCCAUGACAUGCUUGACCAGCUCUCAGAAGCUCGGGAGGCACGGAUUAGAUUAUGCCAGCAACAGAUGGAAGGUAUUCGCAAACAUCAUUCCAAGAUCUGCGAGGAACUGGUUCACCGGAUGGAAAGAGAUGAGAAGCGAUUUCAGAAGCUCCUCGGCAUCAAUUAAACUUCUAGAUAUGGUUUCAGGCGAUCUUGCAUAA